AUGAGCUGCUACUCGACGGACGCGUCGCCCAUGUUACCGCAGUCGGCACUGACGCAAGCAGCAGCAGCAGCAGCGGCGGCAAUGCCGUUCGGGUUCGGUAGUACGGGCGGCGCCAGUGACGCGCUGGACGCAGCAGAGUUCCCCGUGCAGCUGCCGCUCACGCCGACGCUGUUGCGCAACUUGGGCGACCGGUCGUACGACAAGCGCAAAGGGGCAGCAAUGGAGCUGGAGAACCUGAUCAAGCAGCUGCAGGAGAACGCCGCGUCGGUCGAGUUCCACCAGCAGCAGCACCACCACCAGCUCCACGUGCAGUACGACUCGCCCCUUGCGCGGACCAUUACUGAGCCACUGUCGGCCGCCUCUGGCACCGAGAGCGACAGUGUGGACGGCGUGUCGUCGGUCGUGGCCACUGCAUCGGCAGCAGCAACAGAAGCAGCGGCGCAAGCGGCGAUGAACCCCAGUCGUCAACGGAUUCCAGCCAUUAUUGAGCUCUUGGGCAAUGACUUUGCGUGCUCGUCGAACGCAAAUCAUCGGAAAGGAGGGCUGAUUGGCCUCGCGGCGACAGCGAUUGGUCUCAUGCAUGACGCGCACUUGUAUCUGGACAAACUCCUGCCUCCCGUCUUGCACUGUUUCGACGACCCGGAAAGUCGCGUGCGCUACUAUGCGUGCGAGUCGCUGUACAAUAUUGCAAAAGUCGCGAGAGGUCACAUUUUGCAGUACUUUAAUCCGAUCUUUGACGGGCUGUGCAAACUGUUUGCGGACGUGGACGUGGACGUGAAGAACGGCGCGAAUUUGCUCGACCGAUUGGUGAAGGACAUUGUGACGGAAAGCGAGUACUUUGACGUCGAUGUGUUUAUCCCGUUGUUGCACAAGUACAUUCGCAUGACGAAUCCGUACAUUCGACAACUCCUGGUCGGCUGGAUCACAGUCUUGGAUUCCGUGCCGGAUAUUGAUAUGCUGGAUUGGCUGCCUGAGUUUCUCGACGGGUUGUUCAAUAUGCUGAGUGAUGGCAAUCGUGAGAUACGACAAGCAGCGGACAGUGCAUUGGCAGAGUUCCUGCGCGAAAUCAAGCAGACAGAAGAUGUCGAGUUCGGGCGCAUGGUGGAUAUCCUCGUGGGACAGUGCAACAGCAAGGAGCGGUUCAAUCGACUGACUGCUGUGAGUUGGGUGCACGAGUUUGUGAAUCUAGGGCGAGAGAAGCUUGUGGAGUUCUACGCUGAUCUGCUGGCUGCCAUUAUGCACUGCAUCUCAGACGCAGAGCACGAAAUUCGACAGGUGGCUGAGCGCGCCAAUGAUGACUUACUACAGCUUGUGAAGUCGACGACCGAAGAUGUGGAACUACUGCCGCUCAUGCAGAAACUCACGUUAGAGCUCAGUAGCGAUCAUGUGCCUACCCGCAUGGCAGCAUUGCGUUGGAUCUCGAUGUUACUGGAAAAGUAUCCCAACCAGCUGUCAGCACAUAUUGGUCAGCUGCUACCUGCCCUGCUUCGGACACUGUCAGACAUCUCUGACAGUGUGGUGCUGCUCGACUUGGAAGUGCUAGCUCGCAUUUCACUCAACAAGUUCGAGUUCGAGAAAGUGCUCAAUGCGAUCUUGCUUCUUUUUGCACAGGACCGGCGGUUGCUCGAGAUGCGUGGCAGCAUGAUCGUGCGAAAGCUGUGUGUACUUCUGGACUCGAAGAGCAUUUACCUCAUAUUUGCUAAGGUGCUCGGCACAGAAGCUGUCUACCUCAAUAGCCAAGCCGACAGCGAGUUUGCCGCCGUCAUGGUACAAACAUUGAACCUCAUCUUGCUGACAGCAAAUGAGUUGGAGCACCUCCGUGAUGUUUUACGUCGCAGUUUCCAGCCCCGUGCAUCGGAAGACGACGUCGAAGUGUUCACAGCACUGUUCCGAUCGUGGUGUCACAAUCCAAUCGCAGCAUUCAGCCUUUGCUUACUGGCCCAAUCUUACACGCUGUCUGCAGCACUUAUCAGCAAAUUUGCCGACAUUGACGCGUCCGUCGGGUUCCUCAUGCAGAUCGAUAAACUCGUGCAGCUGCUGGAAUCACCGAUCUUCAUCCAAAUGCGGCUGCAGCUUCUCGAGAUUCAGGAAGACUACCAUACGGAUCUGGUCAAGAGUCUGUACGGACUACUGAUGCUGCUUCCCCAAAGCGCUGCCUUCCGGGUGCUGCGGGACCGGCUCGCGAGCGUGACAAGCAUGACUACAGCCAUCAGCCGCGUGACGCUAAAUGGCGACUCACAUCGGCUACGGAAGAGUGGAGAGCAACCGCGUUUGAGUGCGUCAAGUCAUGAUGAUUCUGCGCCAGAUGCUUCGCGCAUCGAUGCUAGUGCGCUCCUCGCUCGUUUUGAAAAUGUGCAAGCGAGGCACACGGAGCUUCGAAGAGAAGGGAUGUACGAGAAAUCGCUCACGAAGGAACAAAGUGGAGCUGGCAACUAG
This is a messenger RNA of Hyaloperonospora brassicae, 2436 nucleotides long. The record is from the annotation of a GenBank genome assembly. Lineage: Eukaryota; Oomycota; Peronosporomycetes; Peronosporales; Peronosporaceae.